Messenger RNA from Lithohypha guttulata, 312 nucleotides. RefSeq lists its product as uncharacterized. The coding region runs from base 1 to 312 and encodes 103 amino acids. The transcript has a single exon. NCBI's taxonomy places the organism in Eukaryota, Fungi, Ascomycota, Eurotiomycetes, Chaetothyriales, Trichomeriaceae. The record is from RefSeq and is a predicted model, not a curated record.
AUGGCAAAUAUUCAAGAUCUCCCAAGCGAGAUUCUGCAAGCCAUCUUCUACCACGUCUACCAUCAAGCUGGGCGCAUGGAUGCAUCAGCAUGGAACAACCGAGACGUAGCCUUCUCUGCUCUUGUCAAGGUUUGUCAGAGCUGGAGGAUCAUGAUUAGCAACAUGAGAUUUCGUGGUGUGGCAUAUGAAUGGAAGUUUGAGGUUGAAACAGGUCACUUUCUGAUUCUAGGCGAGAUCGAUAUUAGGGAUGAUGAGAACUGGAAACCUUUGAACGUGCUUAGAGAAAGGGAGGACCAGAUUGAGAGUCAAUAG